CCUGCUCAUUUUUUUUCGUAACACAGAGAUCCAUAGAAGGUCUUUCAAUCUCUUCAAAUUUCGGGAUGGAUCAGAACCAGCCUCCAGGGGAAAACUACGCCCACCCAAAGAUUUGUUUCUUUCACGUCCUUUUCAAGGCUGCAUCUUUGGUGUUUUACAUACUUUCUACCAUUUUCGUUGAUAGCUUUGUCAUUAUAUUUGUGGUGACUGUACUCCUUGCUGCUUUGGAUUUCUGGGUAGUCAAGAAUGUGAGUGGGCGCAUCUUAGUUGGUUUGAGGUGGUGGAACGAAAUAAAUGAUCUAGGAGAGAGUGUGUGGAGAUUUGAAUGCCUUGACCAAGAGUCGUUGGCUCGGAUGAACAAGAAGGAUUCAUGGCUAUUCUGGUGGACCCUUUACCUUGCGGCAGUUGUAUGGAUCUUGCUCGGGAUAUUCUCUCUCGUAAGGUUUCAAGCUGACUAUCUGCUAGUUGUAGGGGUUUGUUUAACCCUCAGCCUUGCAAAUAUUAUUGGCUUUACCAAAUGCCGCAAAGAUGCCAAGAAGCAGAUUCAGGCAUUUGCCUCCCAGACCAUCGCUUCCCGGGUUUCAUCCACAUUACAGUCUGCAUUCAGCGUGGUCUGAGUUUUCAGAGAGAAAGAUGGAAGCUGGGAAGUGGGUGAUGGCAUGUACAUUGUUACUGUACCGGAUUGUAUCAAACUUGGUUCUUGAUAAGCUCCUUGGAGAUAUAUCACAGGGCAGACCCAGAUGCUCUUUAUGACGUUUUCUUUUUUUUUUUUUCUGGGAUCUUAAACGUUUUGUAUGAUCAACAUUUUCACUCUGUCAAAACUCAAUAGCACUUUUAUUGACAAGGCUUUUA
Vitis riparia (riverbank grape) is the source of this 852-nucleotide messenger RNA. RefSeq names its product Golgi apparatus membrane protein-like protein ECHIDNA. The coding region runs from base 66 to 617 and encodes 183 amino acids. The record is from RefSeq and is a predicted model, not a curated record. Lineage: Eukaryota; Viridiplantae; Streptophyta; Magnoliopsida; Vitales; Vitaceae. The transcript is spliced from 6 exons. Gene Ontology annotation, biological process: protein secretion; vesicle-mediated transport. Gene Ontology annotation, cellular component: Golgi membrane.